AUGGAGGACUACGAAUCGGCUCUGUUCAUUUCUCGGGAUGUCUACGUCUAUCAGAUCCCGCCUCGAACGAGUAAUGCGGGUUACAGGGCUGCAGAAUGGGGCGAGAUGACGGAGCCUAUGUGGCGAGGUCGCUUGCGAGUCAUCGAGAAAGGUUCAGAAGUGCCGACAAAGUGCUUCAUCAACCUCGAGGAUAAGGAUUCCGGCGAGCUCUUCGCCCAAGCGCCCUACAAGCCGACAAAACAGAACCCGAACGGCGGAUGCGAAGCCGUCCUCGACUCGUCGCGCUACUUCGUCUUGACCGUCAUCGACGCUGGCUCGGGUCAGAAGGCGUACAUCGGAAUGGGCUUCCCGGAGCGAACGGAGAGCUUCGACUUCAACGUCGCCUUGCAAGACUGGACCAAGCGGCAGACGCCGCCCAAACUCGUGCCCGACGCUCCUUCCUCCUCAUCCUCAUCUUCCUCCACGCCCUCGGCUCCCGCCCAGCCCUCUCGCGACUUCUCGCUCAAAGCUGGCGAGACAAUCUCAAUCAAGCUUGGCGGCAUGUCAACAAAGAAGAAGGCGGACAAGCCGGCGAACGGUGCGGGCGGUGGACUCGGCGGCUUCAUGCUGCCUCCCCCACCGCCACCACCUUCGCGAGGACGGUAG
Molecule: messenger RNA, 645 nt
Organism: Rhodotorula toruloides NP11
Lineage: Eukaryota; Fungi; Basidiomycota; Microbotryomycetes; Sporidiobolales; Sporidiobolaceae
Product: adaptin ear-binding coat-associated protein 2
Exons: 5
Coding region: 1-645 (214 amino acids)
Biological process (GO): endocytosis
Cellular component (GO): membrane; clathrin vesicle coat
Source: RefSeq, a predicted model, not a curated record